This is a messenger RNA of Paraglomus brasilianum, 831 nucleotides long. NCBI's taxonomy places the organism in Eukaryota, Fungi, Glomeromycota, Glomeromycetes, Paraglomerales, Paraglomeraceae. The record is from the annotation of a GenBank genome assembly.
AUACAAUAUACAAGCAUCAUCAAACUGUUCUUGUUACCAAAAUUAGAUGAGAUUCAUACCAUGUUUGUGAUUGGUCUAGAUCCACCAAUACGCCAAGGACAAACACGUUAUCCGUUCUUGGUGAUGCAGUUUGUGAAAGAUGAAGAGACAGAUGUGGUGCUGAAUAUAGAUGAAGAAGUCCUAAACACACAAUACGACGGAAAAUUAGAACCCAAGUACGAAGCCCCGACGUACGAAGUUGUUAGCACAUUAUUUAAAGUGUUAUCGCAGCGUAAGGUUACUGUUCCAAACAAGUACCGGAGUCAUCACUCUGUAUCUGCAGUGAAAUGUUCUAUGAAAGCAAACGAGGGCUACUUAUAUCCACUUGAAAAAUGUUUUCUGUUUAUUCCUAAACCGACGACGUUUAUUCCUAAUGUGGAUAUCGACAAUGUCAUAUUUUCGAGAGUAUCUGGUAAUCUGUCGACUUCGAGAACAUUUGACUUGAGGUUUAAUAUGAAGAGUGGGGUUGAUUAUCAGUUCUCGAGUAUAAAUAGAGAAGAGUACAAUAAUCUAGAAUCUUUCAUCCAAAGUAAAGGAAUCAAAACAUCUAAUGAGAUGAAUGAUGAUGGCGCUAUUUCAUAUGAUCAACUGGAUGCAGAGUUAGGAGAGGAUGAUGAUGAUAAUGAAGUACUACCACCAAGACGUAACCGCGGUGGUGACUUCAAGGAUGACAUGGACAUAGAUGAGGAUAGCGUCGACGAAGAUUUCCAAGAUGGAGAUACCGAUAGCGACGUAGAAGAAGAAUUUGACGAAAAUUAUGCCGGUGGUGCAACAUCUUCGGAAGAUGAUUGA